Molecule: messenger RNA, 996 nt
Organism: Pimephales promelas (fathead minnow)
Lineage: Eukaryota; Metazoa; Chordata; Actinopteri; Cypriniformes; Leuciscidae
Product: protein RD3
Source: RefSeq, a predicted model, not a curated record
GUGUUUAUUCGGAGGAUCGGGAUCUAAUUCUACGUUGUGUAAUAGGAAUAAUCCUAUUCAUCAGAAUGAUUAAGACCGACCAGUUAACAGUUUGUUCAGAUUGGACACAAACUGCUAAGUUGUUUUUUAUUUGCCAGUGAUGAAUCAUUGAAAUGUGGUUUUACAGUAGAUUAAUAUCAUAAGGGAUUAUCUUUAUCCAUUUAUCUCGUGUUGAGAGCUACAGAACUGACUGCAUGUGCUGUUGUUGGUUUCACCACCCACUCCUGAGUGAAUAUUUCAGAACAAUUUGAUGGAAAGUUCCAGUGAGAAUAUAACCAACAUUUUGCACAUCUAGGAGAAGAUGUUCCUAUGGUUAUCUGUGUUCUCCAAGGAACCUCAGCUUCCCGGUCAGCGUUCGCCUGAGGAACUGGUAACUAAGAUGCUGCUGUUCGAGUUGGACUCUUUGGUGAAGCGCGCUGAGCGUCUCCGUCAGGAGAGGGCGACGGAGAACCGCAGGCGAAGCUCCUGUGUGGAUUACAGCUGGCUGGCUACAGCUCCACCGAGGUCCUCCUACGAGAUUCCACCUGUCGCGAUGCUGGAGCUCCAGGACCUGUGUGCCAAGAUCCCUCCUUCCCAAUGCGGUCCCCUCAUUCUCAGGCUCAGGAAAGUGGUGACAGAGGAAGAGCCAGAUGUGACCGAGGUGUCUCGUCUGUUCCGUUCGGUUCUUUGUAAGUACCUGGAUGAGAUGGAGGAGGGGGCAACUAGGGAGAGAGCACAGAAGACUCGGGUCAAUCGCAGUAAGAGCAUGUCUGUCAUCAACCUGCGCUCACGGCUCCGCAUCAACCCGCUCUGGAGCAGGGUCACAGCGGGACACCACGAUGAAGAGGAAGAUUGGGAUGAAGACAAUAUCCACAGGAAUAGGAGGAUCAGGAUCAGGAGCAUGCCUGAUAUCAGUGUAGUGGAAGAAAGAGCACCGACAUGAACACGCUGUGUUUGGAAUAGAAAACUCUUUAUGAU